Molecule: messenger RNA, 822 nt
Organism: Osmerus eperlanus (European smelt)
Lineage: Eukaryota; Metazoa; Chordata; Actinopteri; Osmeriformes; Osmeridae
Product: cytochrome c oxidase assembly protein COX20, mitochondrial
Exons: 4
Coding region: 138-467 (109 amino acids)
Biological process (GO): mitochondrial respiratory chain complex IV assembly
Cellular component (GO): mitochondrion; mitochondrial inner membrane
Source: RefSeq, a predicted model, not a curated record
UGCUUCACACGAACUUUAAUAGUCACGUACACCGAUAGAUAUCUGUUGCGCAUGAGCGAUGUCCAAUGUGAUUAUGAAAGUAAAUAGAUGCGACAGUCCGUGUGUUUUGUGAAACAACGUUAAUUAACAGUAGAAACAUGUCCAGUGAAGAGAAGAGCUUCAGCAUCGCGAACAUCAGGAAUAUUCCUUGUGCCAGAGAGGCCAUACUGCACGGGGCUGGAGGAUCACUGGUCGCUGGGCUACUACAUUUCCUAGCCACUAGUCGGGUGAAGAGGUCUUUUGAUGUGGGGUUUGCAGGCUUCAUGGUUACAACACUGGGGUCAUGGUUCUACUGCAGAAUCAAUAACGCCAAGCUGCGUGUGCAGCAGAGACUGAUCCAGGAUGGCAUUAAGAACAAGGUUAUGUAUGAGGGGACCAGUCUGGACCCCACUAGCAAGCCUAAAGGAGCACAGUCAGGCACCUCAUGACCAACAAGUGAUCGGUCAUCUCACCCCUCCCCCUGUACUCCCUGUCGGACUGCUGCUGCAUAUGCCUUGCAUGCCUGUGCUCAUGUACUCUUGUCUCUGAACUGUUCACUGGUUGGGUGAGUUGAAAUGUGCACUAGACCAGAGGAAUGUUCAAAAUGUUCCUAAUGGUGGUUGUUUCCAUUUUGUAUUAUUUAGGGAAAGUGUACAUUUCAGGCAGGCAGAUAACUCCAACUUCUGUACCUCAGCCUGUUCUAAAUCUUUCUUCUUUAUGUCCAGUUUAUGUGGAUUAUGUUUUUGAAUUAUUUUAGUGACUAUGACUUAAGUAUUUUAUAUUAAAAUGCUACAUGUCAAUCCA